CCCACUUGCUGCCUCGGACGCGCGGCGAGGCGGCCGCCGCCGGAGGAGCCCCCGCCCCUGCGCGCCUCCCUCCGCGGAGCCGGGCCCCUGCCUCCCUCCGUGCGCGCAGCUGCUCGCGGCCGCCGCGGCCGCCGAAGAGGAGCCCGGGGCCAGUCUGUUUCCAGGUCUGGCGCGGGGCCGGGCGGCGGUGGCAGCGGUGGCGGCGGCGGCGGGAGAUGCCCGGGCGGCCAGCGGACGUCCAUGUGGCGCGCUAGGUGGGACCCCGGCGUCCUGAAGGCAGAGGCCCUGGCCCUCCUGCCCUGCGGCCUGGGCAUGGCGUUCUCCCAGUCCCACGUGAUGGCUGCCCGGAGGCACCAGCACAGCCGGCUCAUCAUCGAGGUGGACGAGUACAGCUCCAACCCCACCCAGGCCUUCACCUUCUACAACAUCAACCAGGGCCGCUUCCAGCCUCCGCACGUGCAGAUGGUGGACCCGGUGCCUCAUGACGCCCCCAAGCCACCUGGCUACACCCGCUUCGUCUGUGUGUCUGACACCCACUCAAGGACGGACCCCAUCCAGAUGCCCUACGGCGACGUGCUCAUCCACGCCGGGGACUUCACAGAGCUGGGGCUCCCGAGCGAGGUGAAAAAGUUCAACGAGUGGCUUGGCAGCCUGCCCUACGAGUACAAGAUCGUGAUCGCCGGCAACCACGAGCUGACCUUCGACCAGGAGUUCAUGGCCGACCUCAUCAAGCAGGACUUUUACUACUUCCCGUCCGUGUCGAAGCUGAAGCCCGAGAACUACGAGAACGUGCAGUCCCUGCUGACCAACUGCAUCUACCUGCAGGACUCGGAGGUCACCGUGCGCGGCUUCCGCAUCUACGGCUCCCCGUGGCAGCCCUGGUUUUAUGGCUGGGGCUUUAACCUCCCACGAGGCCAAGCGCUGCUGGAGAAGUGGAACCUCAUUCCCGAAGGCGUGGACAUCCUGAUAACCCACGGGCCACCACUGGGCUUCCUAGACUGGGUCCCGAAGAAGAUGCAGCGGGUGGGCUGCGUGGAGCUGCUCAACACGGUGCAGAGGCGUGUCCAGCCGCGGCUGCACGUCUUCGGUCACAUCCAUGAAGGGUAUGGUGUCAUGGCGGAUGGGACGACCACCUAUGUGAACGCGUCCGUGUGCACCGUGAACUACCAGCCCGUGAAUCCCCCCAUAGUCAUCGACCUCCCCACACCCCGGAACUCCUGACUGCCCCUGUGCCCCAGCCCUUCCCGCCCACAGCAGCUCCAUAUGCCUGGCCAAGAGCACGGACCCCCAGCCACCCUUCCUUCCAUGCAGACAACCCAUCCGGCUGUGGGCACCAGCCCAGCAGAUGGGUUGAGGCCUUGGAAUGAAGAAGAUCACCUCUGACUCUUCAGCCUUCUGUCACCUGGAGCUGGGACCCUGCAGGUCCCUGUCAGGGGCUCUGUGCUCAUUACUGUUUUCUGCGUGUACAUUCCGUGUGUGCCUCAUUAGAGGACCUGACAAGCGCGUGGCCCCGUCCUGCUCGGGAAGAGACUGAAUCUUCAUCCUUCCAGUUGGACACCCUCGUGGGUUUGGGAAGGCCCUGCUCUUGGACUGAUUUUGGGAGUUCUUGCACAAAAUCUCCCUCUAACCAACGGUCUGUGUGGCUGCAAGCCCAGGGUUGGGGGGCGGGGGUGGGAGGUUUUUGUAGGCUGGAUGCAGACAGCCCUUGCCCUCCUCCUGGGCUGGAGAGGAGAGGGCCUGCCUCGCGGCGGGGGCCUCAGAGGGAGCGGUCAGGGACAUCUCAGGAAUUCGGACUGCACCUGGCCGGGCCGACAGGCCGUUGCUCCCCCGUUUUCUUCCUGUGAGUGUUUUCGCUGACUUGAACAGUGAGGUGGCCUGAGCAUCCCAGAUGGCUCAGAGCCUGGAUUUGGGGGGUUGAGUGCCCAGGACUAGGUGAAGGGUUCCCAAGUUGUGGAUGACCCCUGGUCCCAUGGGGGCUGCGCUGCUCUGCAGAACUCAACAGCCCGGAGGGUCGCAGGCCGAGGCAGCCCUGCCACAUGUCUGCGCCCAUGUGGGCGUGCACACAC
This is a messenger RNA of Diceros bicornis minor, 2066 nucleotides long. RefSeq names its product metallophosphoesterase domain containing 1 (gene MPPED1). The record is from RefSeq and is a predicted model, not a curated record. Gene Ontology annotation, molecular function: hydrolase activity. The transcript has 7 exons. The coding region runs from base 241 to 1221 and encodes 326 amino acids. Lineage: Eukaryota; Metazoa; Chordata; Mammalia; Perissodactyla; Rhinocerotidae.